Messenger RNA from Penicillium maclennaniae, 1029 nucleotides. Its product is annotated as S1/P1 nuclease. The transcript has 2 exons. The coding region runs from base 1 to 1029 and encodes 342 amino acids. Gene Ontology annotation, biological process: DNA catabolic process. Lineage: Eukaryota; Fungi; Ascomycota; Eurotiomycetes; Eurotiales; Aspergillaceae. The record is from RefSeq and is a predicted model, not a curated record. Gene Ontology annotation, molecular function: endonuclease activity; nucleic acid binding.
AUGGCACCUCUAUCCAAGAUUGCGCUGGUUACGUUGGGUGUGAUCAACGGGGCCAACGCGUGGGGUGUUUGGGCCACGCGACCGUGGCAUAUAUUGCCCAACAUUACGUUUCCGCGGACACUGCAGCAUGGUGUUCUGGGUGACACUUCUACUUCGUACCUAGCUAAUAUUGCUUCAUGGGCUGAUACAUAUCGCACCACUACCGCGGGCAAAUGGUCGGCUCCAUUGCACUUCAUUGAUGCGGAAGAUGACCCUCCGACCACCUGCAAUGUGAACUAUGAACGUGACUGUGGCAGUACAGGGUGCUCAAUCUCUGCCAUUGCCAACUACACCCAGCGUGCGGGCGAUGGCCGACUCACCUCGGAUCAUGUGGCAGAAGCCGUCAAAUUUCUUGUACACUUCCUGGGGGACGUAACUCAGCCGCUGCACGACGAGGCGUACGAAGUGGGCGGGAACGAUAUCAAGGUCACCUUUAACGGCUACAGCGACAACCUUCACUCGGACUGGGAUACAUACAUGCCCGAACAAUUAAUCGGCGGUUAUUCUCUUUCAGAUGCGCAGUCGUGGGCAAACAGCCUGAUCAGCGAGAUCACUUCCGGCAGCUAUAAGUCCCAAGCAGCGAGCUGGGUCGCGGGCGACACGAUCAGUGAUCCUAUCACCUCUGCCACUCGAUGGGCUUCCGAUGCAAAUGCCUUCGUCUGCACUGUUGUGAUGCCGAAUGGAGCGGCAGCUUUGCAGACCGGCGAUCUCUAUCCCACGUACUACGACUCAGUGAUCGACACCAUCGAACUACAGAUUGCGAAAGGUGGCUACCGUCUCGGGAACUGGCUCAACAUGAUCUAUAGCUCUGAGAUCGCCAAGCGCGAUCUUGAAGACUUUGUCAAGCAGGACCAAGGAACGGAUUCUGGUCCCGAUCUGAUGGGUCGUGAUUUGCUUCCGGAGCCUCGGCCGCUGACUCGGGCAAAGCUGGCUAGGGCAGCCAUGGAUGGAUCAUGCUGUAGCUCAGGUGAGCAUGACCAUGCUCAUUGA